Nymphaea colorata (pocket water lily) is the source of this 4184-nucleotide messenger RNA. RefSeq names its product probable inactive receptor kinase At5g10020. Gene Ontology annotation, biological process: protein phosphorylation. Gene Ontology annotation, molecular function: protein binding; ATP binding; protein kinase activity. The transcript is spliced from 3 exons. The record is from RefSeq and is a predicted model, not a curated record. NCBI's taxonomy places the organism in Eukaryota, Viridiplantae, Streptophyta, Magnoliopsida, Nymphaeales, Nymphaeaceae. Bases 676 to 3897 code for a protein of 1073 amino acids.
UUUAGAGCCAGCCGUACUUCUCGCAUCAUGAAUUCCAUCGGAGGGAGAGGUAGAAGUAGAACUCUCCCCGUCAAGGGCCUCUACAACUCUGCUUCCUCUCUCUCUCUCUCUCUCUUUCUUGUACACAGUACACACACACUCUGCACAGUUCUUUCAUAGUAUUCCAUCUUGCCCAAGUACUUUUCUUAGCUGCCUGAAAUGAGUGGAAGUGAGAUGGGUUUAGCUUCUGUUGUGCGGGGAGAAGCUUGGGAAGAAAGAGAGAGAGAGAGAGAGAGAGUGGAACGCUUCAUGGUCGAGAAGCUUCUUGGUGGGUUUUGUUGUGACAAAAAGUAAGGCAGUGAACAGUUUUGUAUUUAUUGCCUUCUUUGGGUCCGGAAUUGUGAUGUCUUUGAUUGAUUGUUGAUGUUUUAGUUAUUUUUUGCAUUUAUCAUAUGCAUUGAAUGCUGCAUGCGGCGGCCAUUUACGCUGGAUUCAGUCAGGGGUUUGAAUCCAUGAGCAAUUUCAGGACUGGGGUUGUUGGUGGAUCGAAUUUUUAGCCAUCCUGCCAUGGGUUUUGUUUUCUUUCCAGCGAGUCUGUUCUGGUAUGUAUUUUCUAUUGGUUUGGUGUGAAUGAAAUUUUUUGGGUGGGCGUGAUAAGGGUUAGGGCUAGGGUGUGUUCUUCUUUGGGGGUUUCAUAUGGUUGGGAUCUCGGGUUUUAGGAUGCAGUUCUUCUGGUGGGUGGCUUUGUUGGUUGUUUUCUGUGCUUUGGAUUCUUCACUGGGGCAGUCUGAACUGGAUUAUUUGCUGGAGUUCAAGAAAGGGAUUGAGAAGGACCCGUUUGGUCAUUUGGAUUCUUGGAAAAAAGAUUCAGUUGAUUCAAAUGGUUGCCCCAGCAAUUGGUUCGGGAUCGAAUGCCAAAAUGGGUCAGUCACCAAGAUUACAUUGCCCGGUGCAGGUUUGGUGGGGACUGUGAACUUCUCGAUGAUCAGUAAACUGAAAACUCUCGGCAAUUUCUCGCUGCCGAACAACCUUCUUCGUGGUGGACUUACACCAGACAUUGGGUCGAUGGCAUCAUUAGAGUACUUGGAUCUAUCUGGUAACUUCUUGGAUGGGAAGGUGCCUAGCAGCUUGUCCAACCUGCAGAGUUUGGCUUAUCUGAAUCUGUCAUCAAAUAACCUCAGUGGAAACCUCCCUUCUGGCUUUGAGAAGCUUCACCGAUUGACGUACAUUGAUCUGCACGCGAACAACUUAGAGGGUGAUAUAGGCAGUUGGUUUUCGCAGUUGCAGAAUGUGGUUCUUGUUGAUCUCAGUUUCAAUAAGUUCAGUGGAUCAUUUCCAAAAAAUAUAAACAAUCUCACGUUUAUUAGGUCAAUCGGGCACAUGAAUAUGAGCCACAAUUUGUUGUCUGGGUCGCUUUUCACUCCCAAUGUGAAGCCGUUGUUUGACAACUUGCAAGUGUUUGAUGCAAGUUUUAAUCAGCUCUCUGGUGACAUCCUUGCUUUUAGUUCCAUGUUUGCUCUUCAAGUUCUGCGGCUUCAGGGUAAUCUAUUUUCGGGGGAUCUGCCCGUAGUACUCUUUAAAGAAAAUUCUAUGGUCUUGAGUGAACUGGAUCUUAGCCUCAACCGGUUCCAAGGCCCUGUUUCUAGCAUUACAUCUUCAACCUUAAAGGUGCUGAAUCUUUCCUCAAAUGAGCUGGCAGGCACCUUGCCCAAGUCAAUAGGAAAUUGUGCUGUUGUGGAUUUAAGUAAUAACAAGCUCUCAGGCAAUAUAACUGGCAUUCAGUCAUGGGGGAACUAUGUUGAAUUUGUUGAUCUCAGUUCAAAUUCAUUGUCAGGAACCUUGCCAAAUCAAACUUCUAAAUUUUUGAGGUUGACCACCAUAAAAUUGUCCAACAAUUCACUGGAAGGAGAACUUCCCAACGUAAUGGAAACUUACCCAAAGCUAAAUCAUGUUGAUCUUAGUCAUAACAAACUGACCGGACAUCUUCUGACAGGCAUCUUCACAUCAUCAACAUUGACCUAUGUAAAUCUUUCUGGAAACCACUUUACUGGAUCAAUCACUUUCCUGAGCUCCCAAGCAUAUAUUUCUGCACCAUCAGAUACACCUUUGCUUCCUAGCCAAAAUUCAAGCCUUGAUGUUCUUGACCUUUCUAAUAACUUGCUGAGUGGCUUGUUGCCUCCUGAUAUUGGUAGCCUUGUCAAUCUACAAGUACUGGAUCUUAACAAGAAUGAUUUUUCAGGACCAAUUCCCAGUGAAAUAAGUAUGCUUAAAAACUUGGUCUAUCUUGAUCUGUCUAACAACCAUCUAAAUGGUAGCAUCCCUGAUGGUUUUUCUCCAAGACUUCAAGAAUUCAAUGUGUCUUACAAUAACUUGUCUGGCAAUGUUCCUGAUAAUUUGUUGAAGUUUCCUGAUUCCUCAUUUCAUCCAGGAAACCCUUUGUUAAUUUUGUUGUCUCCUUCACCCAAAGAUGGACCAGAUCAUGAUGACAAGGGAAAACAUCAGAACCAUUUGAAGCGUGUGGUUUUGGAGGCACUGAUUGCAGGCUCAAUAGGUGGAGCAAUUGUUAUACUAAUAUUGUUUCUGCUUAUUACUUACAAGCCUAGACCUUACAGAAGGGAUGAUCAACAGAAUUCUAACAAUAAAAUCAGUGGGAGGGAUGUCAAUAUUGACAGAUCUUCUAGGCCACAUGCUUUCGGAUUUCAGAAAAAUGCAGAGGCUAUGCCAACGUCUUCAAGCUUUUCUACUGAUCACCUUCUUUCUUCUGAAGGGAGAUCACUGUCUGCACUUGGGGAUGUUGCUCUGGCUGUAAGUGAACCUGUUGAACAAGGAUUUUCCCAGUCAACAAAAGGACCUGUCCAAACUGCAAAAUCUUGUGCAGGGGAAAGUUUGCCUCCUCGCAGUUCGAAGAGAACAUCUCUUGGCUUUUCAUGUUCACCGUCUGCUGAUGCCUCAUCAUUGUCUGAGAAUCCUGCUAGCUUGAAGGUGCCCUCACCUGAUAGGUUGGCUGGGGAUCUGCAUUUCUUUGAUACCUCUUUCGUGUUCUCUGCUGAGGAACUCUCACGUGCACCUGCAGAAGUCCUUGGUAGAAGCAGCCAUGGAACAUCCUACAAAGCUACACUUGACAAUGGCCAUAUGCUGACAGUAAAAUGGCUCCGAGAAGGUCUUGCUAAACGCAGGAAGGAAUUUGCUAGGGAAGCAAAGAAGCUUGGAAGCAUCAGGCAUCCAAAUAUUGUUUCCCUUAGGGGCUACUAUUGGGGUCCAAAGGAACACGAGAAGCUCAUUGUGUCAGAUUAUAUCAGUGCACAUACUUUGGCUCACUACCUUUUUGAGCCUGAGUCUAGGAAGCUUCCACCACUCUCUGCAAAUCAACGCCUCAAGGUGGCUAUUGAUGUUGCUUGCUGUCUCAACUACCUUCACAAUGAGGGAGGCCUUCCACAUGGAAAUCUUAAAGCGACAAACAUCUUGCUUGAACCUCCCAGCUUGAAUGCUGUCCUGACUGAUUACAGCCUUCACCGUCUGAUGUCACCUGCUGGCACAGCAGAACAGAUACUAAAUGCUGGUGCACUUGGGUAUCGAGCCCCUGAACUGGCCCUUGCAGAAAAGCCACUCCCAUCUCUAAAAGCGGAUGUUUAUGCUUUUGGUGUGAUCCUAAUGGAGAUCUUGACUGGAAAAUGUGCUGGAGAGAUAAUAUCUGCAAACUCUGGGGUUGUUGAUCUCACCGACUGGGUCAAACUGUUGGCUACUGAAGAUCGAAGGAGUGAGUGUUUCGACCAGCUAAUUCCUGGGGUUGAAAGCCCUGGUGAGCAUCGGAGAGGGCUGGAGACCAUGCUUGAAGUCUCUCUCAGAUGCAUUCUUCCAGCAUCUGAAAGACCCAAUAUCAGGAUGGUCUUUGAUGAUCUGAACUCUGUGGUGCUAUGAGACUGUGAACAGAUGUGCAGAUUCGCAUGUACAUUAUCUACUGAUUCAGCGUAACUGAAGAGCAAUCUCUUUGCGGAGCCAUGGGAAGGCCAUGUAUCUUAGAUGGUCUCAGCUUUCAGAUGCCAGUCUUCCUUUCCCUGGGUUUUUUUGAGUCUGUGCUCUAACCCUCCAUUCUUUCUUCUUUCCAUGCAAUUGAUUUAUUGUUUGGGUGACGCCUCGUUGGUGGUAUUGUGGGGUUUGGAACUGGAUGCAGAUUAAUUGAAGUUGAGUGGUGGUAUUGAUUUGUC